Messenger RNA from Camellia sinensis, 2004 nucleotides. Its product is annotated as aldehyde dehydrogenase family 2 member B4, mitochondrial. Gene Ontology annotation, molecular function: oxidoreductase activity, acting on the aldehyde or oxo group of donors, NAD or NADP as acceptor. The record is from RefSeq and is a predicted model, not a curated record. Lineage: Eukaryota; Viridiplantae; Streptophyta; Magnoliopsida; Ericales; Theaceae.
UUGUCUGUAUUAUUAUUUUUUAAGCUUUUGGUUCAACUGGGCAAAAGCAUCUCUCUCUCUCUCUCUCUCUCUCUCCCUCUCUCUCUCUCUCUACUUUGUAGUGUAGAAGGCCAUCCAUGGCUGCAGCUCGCAUAGUCUCCUCUUUGCUCGGUCGUUCUCUCUCUCUUUCUGCCCCUUCUGCUGGUUUCUUUCUCUCUACAGGAAGAAAUUCUAGCUUGGCGAGAAGCGCCCUCGGAUUUAGCACUGCUGCAGUGGCAGAGGAACCGAUCACUCCACCUGUUCAAAUCGAACACACCCAACUUCUAAUCAAUGGCCAAUUUGUGGAUUCAGCGUCCGGAAAAACAUUUCCAACCUAUGACCCUCGGACAGGAGAGGUUAUUGCUCAGGUUGCCGAGGGUCAUGCAGAAGAUAUAAACCGUGCCGUAUCUGCUGCUCGUAAGGCAUUUGAUGAGGGACCAUGGCCAAAAAUGACCGCUUAUGAACGGUCACGGAUACUGCUACGUUGUGCUGAUUUGGUUGAGAAACACAGCGAUGAGAUUGCUGCUCUUGAGACAUGGAAUAAUGGGAAGCCCUAUGAACAAGCUGCCACGGCUGAAUUACCGAUGUUAGUUCGUUUGUUUCACUAUUACGCCGGUUGGGCUGAUAAAAUCCAUGGUCUAACAUGCCCGGCUGAUGGACCAUACCAUGUGCAGACAUUGCACGAACCGAUCGGCGUUGCAGGGCAGAUUAUUCCCUGGAACUUUCCUCUUCUCAUGUUUGCUUGGAAAGUUGGUCCUGCACUCGCAUGUGGUAAUACUAUUGUCUUGAAGACUGCAGAGCAAACCCCAUUGACUGCUCUUUAUGUGGCAAAGCUAUUUCAUGAGGCUGGCCUUCCUCCAGGUGUUCUAAAUAUAGUUUCUGGCUUUGGUCCAACUGCUGGUGCAGCUCUUGCUAGUCAUAUGGAUGUGGACAAGCUUGCUUUCACAGGAUCAACUGAUACAGGUAAGAUUGUACUCGAAUUGGCUGCAAAAAGCAACCUAAAGCCAGUGACAUUAGAGCUUGGAGGGAAAUCUCCCUUCAUUAUAUGCGAGGAUGCUGAUAUUGAUAAUGCAGUGGAGCUUGCACACUUUGCUCUCUUCUUUAAUCAGGGACAAUGUUGUUGUGCGGGUUCUCGUACAUUUGUGCAUGAGCGCAUAUAUGACGAGUUCUUGGAGAAAGCAAAGGCACGUGCUAUGAAACGUGUCGUUGGUGAUCCCUUCAAGAAAGGUGUUGAACAAGGUCCUCAGAUCGACUCGGAACAAUUCGAGAAGGUUCUUAGGUACAUAAGAUCUGGUAUUGAAAGCAAUGCUACCCUCGAAUGUGGUGGUGGAAGGCUAGGCUCCAAAGGAUUCUAUAUCCAACCCACCGUUUUCUCCAAUGUUCAGGAUGAUAUGUUGAUAGCACAAGAUGAAAUCUUUGGUCCGGUGCAGUCCAUCUUGAAAUUCAACGACAUCGGUGAUGUGAUUAAGAGGGCAAAUACAACGCGCUACGGUCUAGCUGCUGGAGUUUUCACUAGCAAUGUGGAUACUGCAAACACCAUUUCUCGGGCACUGAAGGCCGGGACUGUUUGGGUUAAUUGCUUUGAUGUCUUUGAUGCUGCAAUUCCUUUUGGUGGCUAUAAGAUGAGUGGUAUUGGCAGAGAAAAGGGAAUCUACAGCCUUAAUAAUUAUUUGCAGGUGAAGGCUGUUGUUACUCCUUUGAAGAAUCCAGCGUGGUUGUAAUCGCCUAUUGCCACCUUGUUCUCAUCUUACCCUUCUUUUUAUGAAUAAAUAUGCAAUAUAUAUUCGGGUUUGCGCUUGAAAAGGGAAAGUGAGAACAUUACAGGUAUUCAUGCUUUGUUUGUGCUUGAAUGAUCUACUCAAUUGUGUAAUGCAUUGCUGUGAAACUUUGGUAUUGGUGAUAGAAUUUGUUGGGUUCAUGAAGAAAUUCCGAAUUUGGUCCCAUGUGAUGGAGUUUUGCAGGAUGGGAUCAAUUUCUCUCUUUGAA